Molecule: messenger RNA, 3409 nt
Organism: Culex quinquefasciatus (southern house mosquito)
Lineage: Eukaryota; Metazoa; Arthropoda; Insecta; Diptera; Culicidae
Product: medium-chain acyl-CoA ligase ACSF2, mitochondrial
Exons: 8
Coding region: 52-3396 (1114 amino acids)
Biological process (GO): fatty acid metabolic process
Molecular function (GO): medium-chain fatty acid-CoA ligase activity
Source: RefSeq, a predicted model, not a curated record
UAAUUUUAUAGCUGUAUCAUCCGCUAAUUUUGUUUUGUAGCGUUAAUCGUGAUGCUGGGACAAGUUUUUGUUAAACGGUUCUUCCAAACGGCUGUCCGAUUUCGCAACUCCCCAUCUGACCAGAGCUAUGUGCACUGCAUCAGUCCAAGGCCGCUGCUGUACCGUACCAUCGGUCAGCACCUCCGACUGGCCGCCGAAAGGUACCCCAACCGGGAGGCCCUAGUGUCCUGCCAUGAGGCCCGGCGGUUGACUUUCUCCGAUGUGCUGGAAAGGGCAGAUCGCUUGGCGGCGGGACUGCAACAGCUGGGGCUGAAAAGUGGGGAUCGCGUUGGAAUUUGGGCCCACAAUAGUUCCACCAGCUAUUUAACCAGUCUUGCGGUGGCCCGAGCCGGAAUGAUCUUGGUUGGAAUCAAUCCAGCGCUGAAGGCACGUGAGUUGCGGCAUGUUUUGAAAACAGUUGACGCAAAGGCGUUGAUCGCGGGAGAUUCCUUCUUUGAAACGAUCAAAGAGGUGGUGCCGGAACUGCUGGCAAGUUCACCUGGAUAUGUUCAAUCGGCGCGUGUUCCCUCGCUGACGCUGGUGGUUGUAGAUUCUGCAGGAGAACGAUUUCCGGGAACGUUCAACUUUCAAGAGUUGUUUCAAUUUUGUACCGAGCAAGACGUAUCGAAGAUCGAAGCCCUCCAAUCAUCUAUAUCUCCCGACAGUGCACAGUGUGGAGCGUGUUUGCUGUUCACAUCCGGAACAACCGGAAAACCGAAAGCCGCACUUCUGUCGCACUUUUCGAUAAUCAAUAACGCGUCUAUCACGUCUUAUAGAAAUGAACUGGACAGUACAAAUCACCGGAUUUGUGUUCAGGUAUCGCUCUCGCAUGCGUUCGGGCUGAUUGACGGAAUUAUUGGUUCAAUGGAUUACGGAUCAACGAUGGUACUACCGGGGGCCAAGUUUAACGCGCGCAGUUCUGUGCAAGCGAUCUUGCAAGAAAAGUGUACCGCAAUCUACGGAACUCCCACGAUGUACGUGGAUCUACUGGAAGAGUUACGACUUCAACGCACCAGGUUGCCACCUGUUGAAGUGGCUGUCGUUGGAGGAUCACCCUGUUCUGCUCAGCUCAUGCUAGACAUUCAUCAACAGUUAGGAGUGAAACACGUUCGUUCUGGCUACGGUAUGACAGAGCUGGCCAGCAGUUCCUUCGUCAGCGAUCGCGGGGAUCCAGUAGAGGCAGCGUUGGACUCCGUGGGUAAGAUCAUCGAUCACUGCGAAGCAAAGGUCGUAGAUCAAAAUGGACGCACGGUUCCGUUCGGAACUCCUGGAGAAUUGUGGUUCCGGGGGUUUGGAACUAUGUUGGGAUUUUGGGGCGAUGAAGCCAAGACAAAAGAAGUACUAGGGCGAGAUGGUUGGCUUAAAACUGGAGAUCAAUUUAUCCUGAAGAAGAAUGGCUACGGUAAGAUCGUUGGAAGGAUCAAGGACAUAAUCAUACGAGGAGGCGAUAAUGUGUACCCAAAAGAGGUCGAAGAUGUGCUAGACACACAUCCGGGAAUUUUAGAGUCAUACUGCAUCGGAGUUCCAGAUGAACGGCUGGGCGAGCGUGUUUGUGCCUUUGUUAGAGUGGAGGAUACAGCGGAGGGCCGCAAGCUGGAUCUGGAUGCAAUCAAAAUGUUCUUCCACGACUCGUUGAAUAUACGCAAAUCAAUUGGAACAUCGAUCGUCCAACCGCGUGAGAGUGAGCAAAGCUAUGUGCAGCACACUCUGAGAGGACCCUUGGUGUACAGAAAUUUGGGUCAGCAGCUGCGUCUGACUACAGAACAGUUUCCAAACCAGGAAGCCAUCGUGUCGUGCUACGAAGGCAAGCGGCUCACGUACAGCGAUGUUCUGGAGAAAGUUGACCGCAUGGCAGCGGCGUUUCAUCAGCUUGGCCUUGAGAAGGGUGAUCGCGUUGGGAUUUGGGCACCGAAUGGAGUGGCCUACUAUUUGACGAUUUUCGCUGCGGCCCGAGCUGGACUAAUUUCCGUCGGCUUCAAUCCAGCACUUCAACUGCGCGAGUUAGAGUAUGCGCUUAACAAAGUUGAGCUUAAAGCUCUUGUAGCGGUGGACAGUUUCCGAUCUCAGAAUUUCAUAGCCAUGCUGCAAGAACUGUUGCCCGACCUGGAAGGAAGCUCCGCAGGUAAUUUGAACUCGUCUCGAGUAAAAUCACUCAAGUCGGUGAUCAUCGCGUCCGAAAAAAGCUAUACUGGAACAAUCUCAAUGUCGGACUUGAUCAACCUACCCACCGAGCAUUGUAUAUCAAACAUCGAAUCGACCCAACGGACAAUCAAUCCGGACAGUGGUGCAUGUCUUCUGUUCACUUCUGGUACUACCGGCCAACCAAAGGCCGCCCUGCUGUCUCACUUUGGUUUGCUGAACAAUGCAGCUCAGGGAUCGUACCGGAUGGGGUUCGAUCGUAACCAGCAGCGGAUUUGUCUCACGGUACCCAUGUUCCACGUGUUUGGACUGACUUUUGGGGCCGCUGCUUCCUUGACCUACGGUUCUACGCUAGUAGUUCCGGGAGUGGCAUUUAACGCCGGUGAAACGUUGCAGGCAAUUGUUAAAGAGAAAUGUAGAACGGUGUACGGAACACCCACAAUGUACGUGGAUAUGCUGAACGAGCUACGUAAAGGUUCAAUAAGCCUACCACUUUUGGAUGUGGCCACAAUCGGAGCAUCUCCGUGUUCACCAGAGCUACUGGCAAAUAUUCAGAAUGAGUUGGCAGUGAAAAGGAUUGUCAUCGCAUACGGGAUGACGGAAACGGCGGGAACGAUCUUCAUGAGCGAUCGCGAGGAUGAUACUGAUAUUGCUAUGGGUUCGGUUGGUCGGUUGAACGAUCAUUACGAGGCAAAAGUGGUUGAUUGGAACGGGGACACCGUUCCGUUCGGGAUGGCUGGUGAACUCUGUGUGAGAGGUUACGGAACCAUGCUGGGAUUUUGGGGUGACGAAGACAAGACGAAGGAAGUGUUGGAUCGCGAUCGUUGGUAUAAGACUGGAGACCAGUUUGUACUACGACCUGAUGGGUACGGCAAUGUGGUUGGUCGUUUGAAAGAGGUCAUCAUUCGAGGAGGCGAAAACAUCUAUCCACGGGAGAUUGAAGAUUUGCUGAACACCCAUCCAGACAUCAUUGAAUCAUACUGCAUUGGAGUUCCGGAUGAGCGACUUGGGGAGGAAGUUUGCGCUUAUGUCAGGGUGAAGGACUCUGCGAGCAAUACAGAGCUGAGCGUGGCUGAAGUUAAACAGUUCUGCAAAGAAAAAAUAGCCCAUUUUAAGGUUCCAAAGCACUUACGUGUGGUCGAUCAGUUCCCGAAAACAGCUUCUGGAAAGAUUCAAAAGUUUCAACUGCUAGCAAUGUAUAACAAAGAAAAUAAAUAGACCCAUAACAAUG